AUGUCAAGUGAAGCGAGUAGAGGGGUCAGUUCUGCCAAGACCCCAACAGGUUUUAUACGACCCAAGAAGAGCGACCUGGACGUGAAUGACGAUAUGCUGUUUGACUUUUUAAACAGUUCAGAUACCCCUGUUGGCAACAGAAGGGAUUCAAAACGUGAAAUUAAAGUUACUGUCACAGAAACACUAAGCCUCACUCCUCCUCCAUUGGUCGCACCCCUCACUGUCCCUUCUGCUCCCUCCACACCACCCUCGACCCGCGGAGUGUCCCGGGCCUCGAGUCUCAGUUCUCUGUCUGCUCUGAGCAAUAAAACAUCAGAGGAGAGUUCUGCCAAAGAGCCAGGUCAAGAAAGUUCUGACUCUGGUUUGGCCCCUCCUCAAGAGCAAAGUCACCCGGAGGCUAUACCCUCAGAGGAACCCCAGAGUCAUGUCCUGUCCAGCCUUCGCCUUGAGAACCAGCUCUUGCACAGCGAGGUGGCUUCGCUCAAUCAGGAGAUGGCUUCAGUCAUUCAGAGGGCUAAAGACCUGCAGGAUGAACUAAACCAGUCGCGUCUUCGUGCUGACAAAUGGAACUCUGAACACUCGGUGACAGAUCGCAAUUUACGUGAACUUCGGUCACAGGUAGAUGACCUCAAAGAAGCCCUUUCUGCCAAAGACGGACAACUUGCAGUUUUAAAAAUCAGACUCGAUGAAGCUGACCAACUACUUAAGUGCCGUAAUGUAGCCCUGGAGGAGGCACAGAAAGAGAAGUCACAAAUUAUGCAAGACCAUACGGAAGGAAGCAGCAUGCAUUCACAAGCUCUUGAAACCAUGCAGGACAGGCUACGAGAGACUGAAUUGUCGCUCCGAAGAGAACAGGAGAGCUAUCGACAGAUGCAGAGUGAAUAUUCCGCCCGACUGUCCAAACUAGAGACUGAGCGACAGACUCUGGCUGAAACUGUGACUGCAUCUGAACGACGCACUUCAGAAGAAAAACUCAGGAUCGAUGACUUUCAGCAGCAGCUGAAAAGUGCCAAAGCAGAAUCGGAAACCGCAAAACAGGAGUUACAAGAAUACAAACAGAAAGCUGCACGCAUCCUACAGUCCAAAGAGAAGCUGAUCAGCAGUCUGAAGGAGGGCUCAGGCCUCGACACUCUGGAUGGCAGUGGAACCAUGACUUUGGAGCUCGAGGAGCUGCGGCAUGAAAAAGAGAUGCAGAGAGAAGAGAUACAGAAACUGCAGGGGCAGGUUCUAACGCUGAGAACAGAAGUACAGGAUUUGGAAAAUCAAGCCAUGGCUGAAGCAGAAACGUGGCGUGAGCAGCAGGUGCAUUUACAGGAACAGCAGACCGCACAGACCAGAGUUAAGCAGGAGCUGGAGGCUGAAGUUGAGAGAUAUAAGCAAGAGGUCCAGUAUUUGGAAGAGGAACAGCAUCGUGUUAAAUCCUCUCUGCAAAGCCGCAUCAAAGACAGAGAGGAUGAAAUUCAAAAACUCAGGAAUCAGCUGACAAACAAAACCAUAAGCAAUAGCCAAACAGAGCUUGAGAAUCGGCUGCACCAGUUGACAGAGACGCUGAUUCAGAAGCAGACAAUGCUUGAGGCUAUAGGGACAGAGAAAAACUCUUUAGUUUUUCAGUUGGAGCGACUUGAACAGCAGCUAAAGGCAGCGCAGGGAGGACAGAGCGGCGCAGCAUCCAUCAACAUGAACGCUUUGGAAGGACCAAGUGCCAGACAGAGAAGUACACCUGUUUUAUUUGGUGACCAAGACAGUCCUGGAGUUUAUGGGAAAGUACGUAAAGCUGCAAGCACUAUUGACCGCUUUAGUAUCAGGUUGGGAAUAUUCCUACGACGUUACCCUAUGGCCAGAGUCUUCGUCAUCCUCUACAUGGCUGCUCUACACUUGUGGGUCAUGAUUGUUCUUCUCACAUACUCACCUGAAAUGCACCACAGUUUACCUGAUGGACAAUAG
Messenger RNA from Knipowitschia caucasica, 1944 nucleotides. The record is from the annotation of a GenBank genome assembly. Lineage: Eukaryota; Metazoa; Chordata; Actinopteri; Gobiiformes; Gobiidae.